Messenger RNA from Agelaius phoeniceus (red-winged blackbird), 1131 nucleotides. It is a transcript of the gene SP6, whose product is annotated as Sp6 transcription factor. Lineage: Eukaryota; Metazoa; Chordata; Aves; Passeriformes; Icteridae. The record is from RefSeq and is a predicted model, not a curated record. Gene Ontology annotation, molecular function: DNA-binding transcription factor activity, RNA polymerase II-specific; RNA polymerase II cis-regulatory region sequence-specific DNA binding. Gene Ontology annotation, biological process: regulation of transcription by RNA polymerase II.
GUCCGUGCGCGCCGCCCCGCGAUGCUGACGGCGGUCUGCGGCUCCCUGGGAUCGCAGCCCUCGGACGCGCCCCGCGCCUCCCCGACCCACCUGGACCUGCAGCCGCUGCAGCCCUUCCAGCCGCACGGCCCCGCCGCGCCGGGCGCCCCCGACUUCGCCUCGCCGCUGCCGCCGCCCGAGCUGCCGCUGCCGGGGCCCGAGGACGCCGCGUUCGCCGCCGCCGCCGCCGCCGCCUACGAGCCCCAUGGCCCCCCGAGGUUAGAGCUGCCCCCCGACGGCCCCGCCGCGCCCGGAGCCUACGCCAAGCUGCUGCCGGCCGCCCCGGACAUGGCGCAUCCCUACGAGCCCUGGUUUCGGCCCCCGCACCCCGGAGCCCCCGGCGAGGAGGGCGGAGGCGUCAACUGGUGGGAGCUGCACGCCGGGGCCAGCUGGAUGGAGCUGCCGCCGGGGCAGGGCGCGGGGCUGCCGGUGCCCGCGCACCCCGGGCUGCCCGCGGGGCUGGGCGGCUACGGCGGGGCCGAGCACCAGCUCUGCGCGCCCCCCGCCCACCUGCUGCCCCCGCCCGCGCAGCACCUGCUGGCGGCCGAGGGGGUGAAGGCGCUGGAGGGGCCCCCGGAGCCGCGGGGCGCGGAGGGCGAGGGCGGGGGGCGGCCCAAGGGGGCCCGGCGGGCCGUGCCCCGGGGCGGGGGGCAGGCCGCCUGCCGCUGCCCCAACUGCCAGGAGGCCGAGCGGGGCGGCCCCUGCCCCGAGGGGGCCAAGCGCAAGCACCUGCACAACUGCCACAUCCCGGGCUGCGGCAAGGCCUACGCCAAGACCUCGCACCUGAAAGCCCACCUGCGCUGGCACAGCGGCGACCGGCCCUUCGUGUGCAACUGGCUCUUCUGCGGCAAGCGCUUCACCCGCUCCGACGAGCUGCAGCGGCACCUCCAGACCCACACGGGCGCCAAGAAAUUCUCCUGCCCCGUCUGCGGCCGCGUCUUCAUGCGCAGCGACCACCUGGGCAAGCACAUGAAGACGCACGACGGGGGCAAGGACGGGCCCGAGCCCGAGGGCAAAGGCGCCGGGGACGCGGCGGCCGCCAAGGGAGGCAAGAGGGAGCCGGAGGGGGGCACGGCCGCCCCCACAAACUGA